AUGUCACCCUCAGCCAACCAGUCAGCAGCAGAGCGCCUGCGGGCGCGCAAGCCCGUGCCCGCGCCGGUGCCGGCCUACCUGCCGAAAGCCGGAUCUCCGCUGACCGUCGACACCGCCCUUUACGACAGGGCUCAGCAGGCACCUCGCGUGCUCAUAGAAGAAUUCACACUGCCGAUCCGGUCCGGCAGAGCAUGGAAGGCGCCCGCCGGGUCCAUCGUGCGCAUCAGCACCCCCGAGGGGCCGCAAGUCGGCGACCUGAACAUCUGGAACGCGCACAACCCGCGCGAGCGCUUCUGGGCCAGCCGCACGCGGCAGCUCUACGCCUCGCACGUCUCGACGCACGACCGCCUCUGGUCCUGCCUACCCUACAUGCGCCCCCUGGCCACCAUUAUCGCCGACACACUGCGCUGGUACGGCCAGGACGAGCGCGGCGGCCGCGCGCACGACCUGCUGGGCACGCGGUGCGACCCUUACAUCGCGCAGGUGCUCGGCGGCAACGGGUACGACUUCCACUGCCACUCGAACCUCGUGCGCGCCGUGUCCAGGUUCGGCCUGCUCGAGAGCGACGUGCACGACGUGAUCAACCUGUUCCAGGUGACGGGGCUGGACGAGAAGGGGAGGUACUACAUGAGCCCCUGCCCGGCGGAGAAGGGGGACUACAUCGAGUUUCUCGCAGAGCAGGACCUGCUUAUGGCGUUGAGCACUUGUCCCGGCGGUGAUCUUUCGCUCUGGGGUUUCGGAGCUGACAGCGAGAAGGAGAUGGAGAAGUGCUGCCGCCCUCUCAAGGUCGAGGUCUUUAGGCUCGAAGACCCGUCACUGCUGGAGAAAGGGGGAUGGAAGCCCGCGGAUGUUUCUGGGUAUAAGGGGAUGCAUGGUGUGGCUGUGGUCGAGGGCGAGCCCGAGAAGAAGAGGAUGGAGGCGGAGGCUCGUUCAUGA
Messenger RNA from Thyridium curvatum, 936 nucleotides. RefSeq lists its product as uncharacterized. The record is from RefSeq and is a predicted model, not a curated record. The coding region runs from base 1 to 936 and encodes 311 amino acids. The transcript is spliced from 3 exons. Lineage: Eukaryota; Fungi; Ascomycota; Sordariomycetes; Thyridiales; Thyridiaceae.